This is a messenger RNA of Talaromyces atroroseus, 5418 nucleotides long. RefSeq names its product U3 small nucleolar RNA-associated protein 10. The transcript is spliced from 3 exons. Gene Ontology annotation, biological process: positive regulation of transcription by RNA polymerase I; maturation of SSU-rRNA from tricistronic rRNA transcript (SSU-rRNA, 5.8S rRNA, LSU-rRNA). Bases 1 to 5418 code for a protein of 1805 amino acids. NCBI's taxonomy places the organism in Eukaryota, Fungi, Ascomycota, Eurotiomycetes, Eurotiales, Trichocomaceae. The record is from RefSeq and is a predicted model, not a curated record. Gene Ontology annotation, cellular component: 90S preribosome; small-subunit processome; t-UTP complex. Gene Ontology annotation, molecular function: snoRNA binding.
AUGGCAUCGUCCCUCACCGCGCAGUUGGCACAGAUUGCCGCCAAGUCGACAAAUGCUCUUGACCUGAAGGCGCAAAGGGCGGCGCAUUCGAAGUCUCUAAUUUUCGACACAAAAGUCGCCAAAUCGCAGGACUUUGACACAUUAUAUCAAAUAUGCAAUGAUGGAUUCCAAGAAUUGUGUCAGUUGGAUGCACGAUUCGCGGAAUUCGAGCGAACGUUAUUCAGCUUGCACAGCAAGACGGAGGAUCGAAGAGAGAUGACAGCAGCACAAAACAAAGACCUUGACGUUGUUUUGGAGUCCUUCAUGGGCUUGGUUGGUGGGAAAUUACAGUUGAGCCCAGCCGUCAAGGCAUUGGAAUGGCUUAUAAGGCGAUUUCGAGUACAUGAGUACAAUACUACUUUUCUCCUCCUUACCUUUCUUCCAUACCAUUCGCUGCCGAUAUUUCUCGACCUCUUAGACAUUUUACCGGAUGAUCUCACCCCGACAUUCAAUGAUCUUCGAGCAUACAAGAAAAGUCGCGUCAAUCCUCCCAUGGAGGCCAUAGUUCGUACGGCAGCAAAGAACACAGCCUUCUCAACCGCCUUCAACAAUUAUACUAUUCAAGUCUCCAAACAGAACGCCCACUAUCAUGGCUUGCUGGCAUUUUGGUCGGGUAUAAUGACGCAGGCAUGUUCAGAGAUGCUGAAUUCAGCUCGCGCCGGCCGUCGAGACGUUGAAAAGAAGAACCACGAAGAUAUAUUCAUUCACUUUUUGCCUGUUCUCAAUGAUGGGUUCGCCAUGAAGAAAGUUUCGGAGUUGGUCAUUGGUUGUUACAUGAUCACCGUUGUAUUUGCUACGAAAGCAGCUCUUACAGAACAUGUCAUUGACACUCUAAUGACGGCUGUGUCUGGAUCUUGUACUCAAGAAACCAUUAACUCGGCAGUAGUCACUCUAGCAGUUCUAGCUGAGCAGAAAACAGACCCCUCACUUCCCAAGAAGGUUGUUCGCUCUGUUCUUAAACUUGACAAAAAUAUCGAUCUUUUGGUCGACGUCGCCUCCCAACACAGAACUUCGAAACUUCUCUUGGGCUUGAUUAGUGGCUGUCUUGCGGACCUGCAAAAAGGUGACUCGCAGCCACGCCUCGCUUUCAUAUUACAAACAUUUCAGAGAGGAUUAUUGGAUGAGGCUUCGAGUAAAGCUGCAAUGAAGAUGAUUUUGCAAACUACCACCGAUGCUCAACGAAGUGGUACUCUGUCUCUAAACGUGCAGACCGGAGUCUCUGAUCUGGUCCAGGCGUUGAACGCAUCUGAUGUUCACAGGUCUCUUUUGCAAGCAGCGACUACCGAGGCAAAUAUGGACUUAGACAGCUUAGAGCAUAGCUUACAGAUUACCAUCGGAACUCAGCCUGCUCUUCCAGCCGGUGAAGAUGUUGAAAUGACAGACAUAGCAGAGGAGAAGGAAGUUGAUACAUUUGCUCCAUUGAUUGAUUCUCUAGUCAAGGAGCCUUUGGUAUCUUCUUCGUUUCUUUCUGCUCAGAUCUCGCCUCUUUUCGAAAAGCUACUCGAGGCGUUCACACUUGCUGGAGACUCACCAGAUAAGUUGAACAAGGUAUGUGACUUACCAGCUCUUGGAAAGUCUCAUUUAGAUCAGAAGCCACAACACCAAUUCCUGUCUUUCUUCGUGCGAAUCUUUUCCGGGCCCUAUGCAAUUCGCACCCGGGUUUCUGCUUUGAAGACGAUAUCCACAGCUCUCGACGCAGCUCAGCCAGCACUUGAUUUGCAAGCUUUGCUUCCUUACAUAAUUGCAGCAUUCCUUGAUCCGUCGCAUGCCAUUAGGAGUGAAGCUGCAAAGCUUCUCGGAACUCUCAUCCAAAUCCAACGCAAAGCUAAGCAUGACGCUAUCUCGACCACUCCAUGGGCUCAAGAAAGCCUCUAUGAAGGACAAAAUUCAGUCAAGUCGGCAUGGUUGUCGACUGCUGAUGCAUGGAAGAUCACCGAUCAUGUAUUACUCCCUAGCCUAGAGGGAUACGUUCAGGAUUCUCAACACAUCAUUUCUACGCUUAAAAAGGCACUCAAGAAUUCAAGCUCCGACUCUGAUAAAGAUUCUAGCGCUGAGCUUAAGAAGUCUGAGAGACAAAGUCUUCUGCAAUUUUUAUGUUAUCAUAUUAUUGUGACGCCGCUUUUCCGAAUCAAACUUCGCCUCCUCAAGAUUGUUAAUAGCGUGGAUAAGAUUGGUUCCUUGACACGAACUAAGCUAUUAGCAUCCUUCAUUGAUACAUGCCGCACUCUUCCUGAAUCACGACUUUCUCAGAUUUGCGAAGAAGAGCAGCUUUCUUUGGCAGAAUUGGAGCAAGAGAUUGCUGCAGUUGUCAGCCCGAAGGAACGAGAUGCUGAAAAGAUUCUGAUAUCAAGCCUCGUGGAAUCUGGAAAGAAUCUCCGAUCUACCUUCAUGUCUGCUAUUUUCACUCGCCUUGAACAAAUCUGGAACAAACUGGAAGAUGACAAACAAGACGCUGCUGCACAACAAAUAUUCGACCUCUCAUUCAAGGGCACAGAAUCCAUGCAAAGUUUUGCAAAAGAAACUCUUCGCAAUGUUUCCCUUCCAGAAUCAAUUCUUGUUAGUUUUCUUGACAUGAUACCAGAGCUUGUCUCUACUUUCGAGAAUCACAGUCCCUCGCCGAAGAGACGACGCACAAAUAAGAAUAAUGCUGUUGCUGCCAUAUCUGACCCAGCUGGAUUGGAUGAAGUAAUGGGCAAAGUUACCUUCAUCCUUGAACUUGUAGAUAGUUCUACACCUGAGAACCAUCCCAGUCUUGCUGCUGGCCUCUUCAAGUCUCUGGCUGCUCUGCACCAUCUAAAGGCUAGAAUCCAGUCAACUCUGGGCUAUCUUCUCAGUCUUGCUCUCGGCAGUUUGUUGGCCAUUGUUAAUAAAGCCAAGACAUUACCGAAACCGUCUUUUGAUACAUCUGCCAUCAGAACCGACCUGGUUGUAGAUUGCGUGCGAAGCUCGCAAAGCCCACAAGUGCAAAAUACCGCUUUGCUCUUAGUCUCUGGUCUCGCUGUGAUUGCGCCUGAGCAGGUACUUCACAGCGUCAUGCCGAUCUUCACGUUCAUGAGCUCUAGCGUUUUGAAGAAGGACGACGAUUAUUCGGUUAUGGUAAUCGACCAGACAAUUGAUCAGGUUGUUCCAGUCCUUGUUCAGUCGCUACGCAACCAAAAGCGUGACGUCGUCGCUGGAACUUCUGAAUUGCUUCUCAGCUUUACGGCCGCCUUUGAGCAUAUUCCGUCGCAUCGCAGACAGCGUCUAUUCCAGGCAUUGGUCACGAAACUGGGAGCUCAGGACUUCCUGUUCGCUGUCCUGGCUAUGCUCGCUAACUUUCAUGGUCUCGACAAGAACGUAUCUGUCUUGAUGACUCAUCUUGUUUCUGGUCUCGAUCCGGAAGUUCAGCUCGUUACAUAUCAGAAGUACCUGAACCUGAUCAGCGACAGUCUGAAGCCGAAACCUGGUAUUUCUCAGAUACUCUUGGGUGUUGGCAACGAGGGCGCGAAGGACAAGCACAUUAUUGCAGAAAGUCUACUGCGGUCCCUCUCUUACUGCUUGAAACAUUCUAGCUUGAAAACACAGCUGGCUACCGUCUUCAGUUCCGCUGCCGAGGACACGCUGGCUAGAGUUGGAACUCUCUUCUCACAGAUUCUCGAACAGGUCUUAACAAUGGUAGAUACAGUACAAGAUAUCAAGCCUCUCAGCAAUGCAUGCAACGAGACUCUCGGGUCUGUACUGGGUGUUCUGUCUCUUGUUGACCUUCUCGACACUAUCGAGCAGCUAUUGCAAAGACCUAAUCCAGACCUCCGACGCAAGGUUCUUCGACUACUGGAGAACCGCCUUCGCCAAACUCCAGAGCGCCAUGGUGCGUCGCAAAACAGGGUUCUGGAAUUUGUUGCCUUCCUCAACCAGGUCGUCGAAUCGUCGGAUGACGCACUACUCAAACACGCUGCUGUUGCUUGCAUAGAUCGCAUCGCUGAGAAGUAUGGCCGAAAGGAUCCUGAGAAGAUCUUACCGGCCGCUAUGGUCAUAGCCAGUGAUUCGUGCCUUGGCCAGGAUGACAACAAAAUCCGUGUCAUAGGUUUGCUAUGUCUCGCAUCAAUGACAGAAGUUCUUGGCGAGGGGAUUAUCCCAGCACUGCCAGAGACAUUGAAAAAAUCUCUCGCCCUUUUGGAGAGCAGCUUGCAAGGCGGUACUGUCAACGAGCAACUUCACAAUGCAGUCUUCUCUCUGCUGGCUGCUCUUCUUGUCCAGGUUCCAUUUAUGUUAUCGGGUAAAACCCUUGACACGAUACUUCAGCUUUCGUUCAAAUCUGCAGAGCUCGAACUAUCCGACGAAGGCGAGGAAGCGCGACGAGAUGCGUUGAAGCUAAUCGCAAAGAAAGUCGAUGUCAAGGAAUCCUUUGGUGCCGUCGAGAGAAAUUGGACUGCAGCCACCAGCUCGGGCCCAAUUGCUACGAAGGAAGCACUCGACAUUGUGAGCGUUGCAAUUGAGAAGCAUCCCAAAUCUGCCACGGUCAAGAACGUCGGCGUUCUUUCGAAGUUGCUAUACCGCGCUUUUGAUCUUCGCCGAGAACAACAAUCUGCUGUGACGAAGUCCCAAUUUGAGGAAACAGAGCUUCAGGAAAUUGAAGAUAUCGUCAAUGGAGUUACCAUUAAGAUGAUAUUCAAAUUAAAUGACACUGUUUUCCGUCCGCUGUUCAUGGAGUUGGUGGAAUGGGCAACCAAUGGUGUUUCCAAGAGUGAUACCCAAGGAAGAGUUCUUCGAUUGACUUCCUUCUAUAAGUUCCUGCAGAGCUUCUUCGGAACGCUCAGAUCGAUCGUGACUAGCUAUGCCAGUUACAUCAUUGAGAAUGUGAUUGAAGUUCUCGAAUUUUCCAGGCCGAAUGUGAAGGAGUCAAAGGAUCUGUGGUUGGCAGCUGUAAAAACGCUCAAUGCUGCAUUUGAGCAUGAUCAAGAUGCAUUCUGGCAAUCCCCGUCCCAUCUCAGCGGCAUUUCCAAAGCACUCAUCUCUCAACUCGCUCGGGCAACCAACUCUUCCACAGCAACCAUCAUUAUCGACGAAGUAGUACCGGCUAUCUCCGAGCUUGCAAUUGCGACUGAUUCUCCAGACAACUACAAAGAAAUGAACACUGCCAUAAUGAAGUAUCUUCGUCCCUCAACCAGCGCCGUCGCAGAUGGAGGUGACAGUGCGCAUACUCGACUCGCCGCACUAAAGACCGAACAGGCGUUGACAGAGCGAUUGGGCGAGGAAUGGCUCACUCUUUUGCCCGAGAUGUUGCCAUAUAUCAGCGAGUUGAUGGAGGAUGAAGAUGAGACGGUGGAGAGAGAGACGAGGAAGUGGGUGAAGGGUAUUGAGGAUAUACUUGGGGAAAAGCUAGACGAUAUGUUGACGUAG